ACAGCCGGUGAGGCGGCGCUGUCAUGGUGUCCCCCGGUGGGAAAGGAGCCCGGAGCUGGCAGGAUGUGGCGGGCGGAGGGAGCCCCCGGAGAGACGCGGAGAUGGUGCACUCGGUGGAGGAUGGGGGGGGGCUGUAUGUGGCUGUGGAGCGCUGCCCGCUGUGUAACACCACCCGCCGGAGGCUCACCUGUGCCAAGUGCGUCCAGAGCGGGGACUUCGUCUUCUUCGACGGCCGGGACGCCGAGAGUUUUGCAGACAAGAGGGAGAGAUUAAACCGCUUAAGAGAAACACAGCUGGAUUUUCAAAAACAAGUUGCAACUGUCAUAGAGGGGAAUCUGGUUACAGAUAAGCUGAAAUGGAAGAUCAUGUCUUGUAAGAUGAGGAUUGAACAACUAAAGCAGAGCAUCUGGAAUGGAAAGGACGAUAUGGCAAAGAAUUCAGAUCUAUUGUCCAAGUCCAGAAAACACAACCAGGAACUUUACCUCAGAAGCCAGAGGCACCAGGAGAAGAAGGAGAAGAUUCAGAGGCGUAAUUACAAGCUCAGCGUGAUCGUGGAGAAGCGGAAUAAAGAUUUGAAGAACCGCCACGGGGAGUUGGCCUGUCUGCGGCGCUCGCAUAUACUAGAACUGACUUCAGUUAUAUUUCCUAUAGGGGAAGUGAAAAAUAUAACAAGGGAUCCUGCAGACGUGUCAUUUGAGAGUGACAAUGCAAUGACCUCUAGCACUGUGAGCAAGCUGGCAGAAGCUAGGAGGACCACUUACCUUUCUGGCAGAUGGGUGUGUGAUGAUCACAAUGGAGAUACCAGCAUUAGUAUUGCUGGACCUUGGAUAACGCUACCCAACAAUGGGGAUUACUCUGCCUAUUACAAUUGGGUGGAGGAGAAGAGGAGUGCGCAGGGACCAGAAAUGGAGCAGAAUAAUCCUGCGUACACAAUCAGUGCUGCCUUAUGCUAUGCAACCCAGCUGGUCAACACUCUGUCACACUUAUUAAACGUCAACCUUCCCAGAAAGCUUUAUAAUAGUGAGUUUUGUGGAGAAAAUUUGAGCAGAUGGAAGUUCAACCGGGCAGUGAACAAGUUGAAUUCUAACAUCUUGUAUCUGUGUUUUUCUCAGCACGUGGAUUUGGACCUCCUGCACCCACUACAUACACUCAGGAAUCUCAUGUACUUGGUCAGUCCAGACAGUGAAAACCUGGGAAGGUCCGGGCCAUUUGAAAUUACUGCAGAUCUGGAAGACUCGAUGGAAUUUGUAGAUCCAAGCGGAGACGGCGAGAGUGACGAUAGUGGAGAUGAGCACAUAAGCGACGAAGAGACAGAUCUGGGAACUGACUGGGAGAACCUGCCAAGUCCCAAAUUCUGCGAUAUCCCCUCCCAGCCCCUCGAGAUGUUGGACAGUCAGAGCACGAUGAUGUCUCAACCUAUAGCCAGCAGCAGCGCAGGGGGUAUGAUCUCCUCUGCUGCUGCUUCUGUCACCUCCUGGUUCAAAGCGUACACUGGUCAUCGUUAAUGGGAGGCGGAUGGAUGCGCGGACGUUAAUACCUCUCUCGUAUCUUUUUACCUUGGCAAGUUUAGGGUUUGACAUGAACAGAGAACUAAUCUCCACAGGCAACUUUAUUUCCUAGCUUUUAUUUCCUUUUACUAGGGGAAGAACUUUGAUCACUCAAAUGAUUGUGAGGAAAUCAAUAUCGGAGUCUGCACCCUUUUAAGGAAGAAAUGUUCUUCUAUUCCAGAAUAAUUCAACGUGCUGUAAAAAGUUUCCCAAUGAAGCAAGCUUCCAAAUAUUGAAAGAUUUUUAGAAUUUUGCACUAAAAAGUUGUUCAGCCAGUUACUUUGUUAUAUAGUUUCUGUUAUGUUUUGGACUUAAUACAUUGCGAUCAUCUAUUUUAAUGAUUGAAGAGCCAGAACUUAGCUGACAGAUAACAAGCAUAUGCAAAAGCUCACCUACCCACAGAGAAAGUUAUGUCACACUGUAGUUGCAUCUGUGUCUUCUGAUCAGCCAUUUUAGGCUGAAGGGGGU
Molecule: messenger RNA, 2015 nt
Organism: Nanorana parkeri
Lineage: Eukaryota; Metazoa; Chordata; Amphibia; Anura; Dicroglossidae
Gene: ATG14
Product: autophagy related 14
Exons: 10
Coding region: 24-1505 (493 amino acids)
Biological process (GO): cellular response to starvation; mitophagy; autophagosome assembly
Cellular component (GO): extrinsic component of phagophore assembly site membrane; autophagosome; mitochondria-associated endoplasmic reticulum membrane contact site
Source: RefSeq, a predicted model, not a curated record